GUUUGGUUGGGCCUGUAUCCAUGAGUGUGCUCUUGCUGGAGGCGUUCUAUGGUGGCUCCCACAAACAGCUGGUUGAUCUUCUCAUGGAAAGUGUUGAAGACUGUGUAAGCUUCACUCUGCCUGCAAAGAAAUGGCACUGGAGGGCCAGAACUUCUGCUCUGUACUUAAUGCAAGCAGUUCCAGCAAGGUCCUCGUACAGGGUUUUGUUCACCAGCUCCCUACUCAAUCUUACUGAACUUGUAGCCCUGCGGCCUGAUCUCGCCCAUCUUAAGAAGGUCCUCUACUUCCAUGAGAACCAGCUGGUCUAUCCAGUUCGCAAGAGUCAAGAAAGAGAUUUCCAAUAUGGCUACAACCAGAUCCUCUCAUGUCUGGUUGCGGAUGUGGUGGUGUUCAACUCUGCAUUCAACAUGGAGUCUUUCCUCUCCUCCAUCUUUACCUUCAUGAAGACCAUGCCUGACCAUCGGCCCAAAGAUCUGGACCGACUCAUCCGGCCCAAGUGCCAUGUCCUUCACUUCCCGAUUUGCUUUCCCGAUGUCACAAGGUCUGUUCUUAUAUACGUCACCCACAGUCUUCUAGGGAUCACUCCUCCACUGAUUAAAAAAUGUGCUAGCGAGUUCACUCUUAAUCCGCCCCCAAAAGCUGAUCGCGUAUGCAAGCGUGAGGCUCUCUUCAGGUCUCCUGUGCCCAUCAUACAGGACCUCUGUCAAGCCACCCUACAGGGCACCCACACUGAUGAGACUAAUGCUUGCGACGGUGCUUUCAAAAUGACACACUUGGCUGCUUGUCCAGAGCUCACAUUAGACUUGGAGCCACCUGAGAAGAUUCUUAAUGUUACAGGACCGCAGCAGUCCCUGGAGUCUAUGAGUGUCACACCACGUAAGGAGACGUUGCAUCAGUCUGUGUCUGAUCCGUGUGGUGAUGAGAGAGGGAAUCUUCAGCCACUCCACAUAGUCUGGCCACAUCGCUGGGAACAUGACAAAGACCCACAGCUGUUCUUCCAGACCUUACUGAAACUCAAAGAACAACAGCUGAGCUUUGAAGUUUCUGUCCUGGGAGAGACCUUCGCUGACAUUCCAGACAUAUUUUCAGAAGCCAAAGAACAGUUGGUUGACCACAUCCAGCACUGGGGUUUCAUGCCCAGUAAGGAAGAUUACCUCAAAGCUCUGUGCCAAGCAGAUGUCGUUGUUUCCACGGCCAAGCACGAGUUUUUCGGAGUAGCAAUGUUAGAAGCGGUCCAUUGUGGUUGUUACCCUCUGUAUCCAAAGGCUUUGGUCUAUCCUGAAAUAUUCCCUGCAACAUAUCUGUAUUCAACACCUGAACAGCUGUGUAAAAGACUACAAGACUUCUGCAAGCGUCCGCAAUUAGUCAGACACCAUGUUACUCAGGUGAACCUCCAUGCUUUCUCCUGGGACGCUCUGGGGGACAGUUUCAGAUCUCUCCUGGGAGCCGACAGUGACAGGAUGUUAACAGAGGAGCACAUUUCAUGAAGUGAUCCCCAAGAAAUACAUUACGACUUAAACUCCAGCCUCAUUGUGAAAGAGCGUUUACAGUAUGACCCGGAAAAUCCUCUGUACCUCUCUGCUAUUAUUUAAGAAAAACAUGUAUAUGUGAUUCUAAUGUUCUCAUGCCGGAAAAAAACAGCUUUAUAUUUGUGGUUAAUGGAAAAAAAAGAACAAUCGAAAAACCUGAAACCGCUUUCGUGUUGCGCCUAGGCGGGCCCACCUCAUAUUUCGGUUCAUAUCCAUUUUUAUCCUUUGUGCCGGAGGACUCCAGCCUGGAAUUCUGGAGUCUUCGGUUCCCACUCCGACAGAGUGGCAGCCAAGUUGCGGCUUGAAACGUUGUGGGCUCUCGCUUCACCUGAGGUUGCCAGGUUGUGACAAAGUCCCCCAAGGCUUAGUAAAGGUUGAUGCAAGGCUUCCCCAGGACUGUGGUUGAAUCUAAAUAUGGUUCUUUUAUUUUCCUUGCUUCGGAGGUCUGGCUGUACGUUGAAACCAGGAACCCGCUGCAUAAUUAAGGGGGCAUGGUAACUAGCUAUUUAUAUGUUUUUGCAAAAUGUAAAAUCUGGGCAAACUAACAAUGGCCUGUCAGAUUUUCCAUAAAGAUCUAAGUGUCUGCUUUCACAUUACAGCAAUGCCACAAUCACACGGCCCACUUCAGGCCUGCCAACAUAUGUGUUAUUAAAAGAGGUCUGACUUUUA
Carassius carassius (crucian carp) is the source of this 2198-nucleotide messenger RNA. Its product is annotated as glycosyltransferase-like domain-containing protein 1. Gene Ontology annotation, molecular function: glycosyltransferase activity. NCBI's taxonomy places the organism in Eukaryota, Metazoa, Chordata, Actinopteri, Cypriniformes, Cyprinidae. The record is from RefSeq and is a predicted model, not a curated record. Bases 21 to 1487 code for a protein of 488 amino acids. The transcript has 10 exons.